UGCUAGGACUGCACAAGUCAACCUCCUACCGAACAGUCACCAAUCGCGAGGCACAUCCGAGCCCCGCUCUUCCGCCACAUAAGACGGCCGUGCUCCACCCACCGCCCACGCGCACACCGACACACUCCCACGCGCUCCGCCCCGCACAGGCGACAGAUCUCGCCAUGGCCACCGCCGGAGCUCGCCUCCUGCUGCUGCUGCUCGCCGCCGCGGGGUCCCUCCUCCUCGCCUCCCCCGCCGCGGCGGAGAUCAGGGCGGAGUCCUUCCGGGAGGACCCGCGCCACACCAUCCUGUUCGAGAAGUUCGGCUUCUCCAAGACCGGCGCGGUCCGCAUCAUCCUCUCCGGCGCCGCCGUCUCCUCCUCCUUCGCGCGGGCGGACCCCAAGCAGAUCGGGUUCUUCCUCCUCGCCGACGAGUCCCUCCUGCAGGCCGCCUCCGAGCCGCGGGCGCCGGCGGAGAAGCGCGCGGCGGAGCCGGAGGACCCCAGCGGCGCCGACGAGCCCGACCUCUCCGGGUGCGUCCUCUCCAGCCCCUACGUCAAGAAGCUCUUCACCUUCCACGACAUGGAGGGCGGGCACUACAACAAGUCCUUCCCGGUCACCCACCCCGACGAGUACAGCCUCUACUUCGCCAACUGCGCGCCGGAGUCGCUCGUCUCCAUGAACGUCCGCACCGAGAUGUACAACGCCAACCCGGACGGCUCCAAGGACUACCUCCCCGUCGGCCAGGCGCCCGUCCCGGCCAUCUACGGCUUCUUCGCCUUCGGCUACGCCGCGUUCCUCGCCGGAUGGGCCUACCUCACGCUCUCCCGCGACCGCGUGGCGGCCAACCAAAUCCACCACCUCAUGUCCGCGCUCCUCGUCGCGCGCCUGCUCUACUGCCUCUCGGCCGCCGAGGACCAGCACUACAUCCGCGUCACCGGGACGCCGCACGGCUGGGACGUGGCCUUCUACCUCUUCCAGCUCAUCAAGGGCGUCAUCCUCUUCGCGGUCAUCGUGCUGGUCGGCACGGGGUGGUCCUUCCUCAGGCCAUUCCUGCAGGACCGGGAGAAGAAGGUGCUCAUGGUGGUGAUCCCGCUGCAGGUCAUGGCCAACAUCGCCGACGCGGUCAUUGGGGAGACCGGGCCGUUCAUGCAGAGCUGGGUGACAUGGAACCAGAUCUUGCUGUUCGUCGACGUCGCCUGCUGCUGCGCGGUGCUCUUCCCGGUCGUCUGGUCCAUGCGGUCGCUCCGGGAGACGUCCAAGACCGACGGCAAGGCGGCGCGGAACCUGUCCAAGCUCACUCUGUUCCGGCAGUUCUACACCGUGGUGAUUGGGUACUUGUACUUCACCAGGAUCGUGGUGUUUGCGCUCAGGACCAUUGCCAGUUACAAGUACCGGUGGGUGAGCAUCCUGGCCGAGGAAGUGGCUUCAAUGGCGUUCUACAUGUUCAUGUUCUACACAUUCAGGCCGGCCGAGAGGAGCAAGUACUUCUCUCUCGACGACGACGAGGAAGAGGCCGCGGAGAUGGUGCUCCGGGAAGAGGAAUUCGAGCUCUGAACAUCUGUAAUUACCCGCGACAAUGUCCUGAGCCGCAAUUACCCUCUGAGAUUGCUCUCUUGGCGCCCUGUUUAUCUGAUCUCCCCUCUGAGAUUUUAGCACACUGCCCUUACACAGAUAUCAGGUAUAGCUCAUCAUCGUCUUGUAUGUGCUGCACGGCUGUAAGAUUAUACUGUAGUAUUUGUUCCUCUUUCACAGUAGCUUCAAAUUUUGUCGUUGAGACACGCGGGAUACCAUACAGGAUACAUGCAAAAGGAGGUCAUUACUUGAUAAGUGCAUAGGAAAUUGAUUGUGCAAGUGUUACAGUUCAGGCAAAGUUUGAAGUUCGCUGCA
Molecule: messenger RNA, 1871 nt
Organism: Hordeum vulgare subsp. vulgare (domesticated barley)
Lineage: Eukaryota; Viridiplantae; Streptophyta; Magnoliopsida; Poales; Poaceae
Product: protein CANDIDATE G-PROTEIN COUPLED RECEPTOR 7-like
Exons: 1
Coding region: 165-1538 (457 amino acids)
Biological process (GO): transport
Cellular component (GO): Golgi apparatus; membrane
Source: RefSeq, a predicted model, not a curated record